Scleropages formosus (Asian bonytongue) is the source of this 456-nucleotide messenger RNA. RefSeq names its product nanos homolog 3 (gene nanos3). The transcript has a single exon. The coding region runs from base 1 to 456 and encodes 151 amino acids. Lineage: Eukaryota; Metazoa; Chordata; Actinopteri; Osteoglossiformes; Osteoglossidae. The record is from RefSeq and is a predicted model, not a curated record. Gene Ontology annotation, molecular function: RNA binding; zinc ion binding.
AUGGAGACCAGGAAACCCGAAUUCCAGCCAUGGCGAGACUACAUGCAACUCGCGGACGCUGUGCGGGAAAUAGGAGCUGAGAGCCGCGCAGCCAAGAUGACCUCGAAUUGUGGGAGCGUCCCGACACCGGACACCGGGCACAAUCCUGAAGAAACAUCUCACUCACGCGCCACACCGACGGACCCGCAAGCUGCAGAAACCCCGGAAAAGAAGUGUCACAAUUUACAAGAAUCGCCAUAUCUCCGCUUCUGCAGUUUCUGCAAACACAACGGAGAGUCUGCGCUCGUGUUCCAGUCGCACGGCCUCAGGGAUGAGGCAGGCCGCGUCAGCUGCCCCUACCUGCGCCGGUACGUGUGCCCGCUUUGCGGAGCGACGGGGGACCGCGCUCACACGAAGCGCUUCUGCCCAGAUGUGGACAGCGCCUACAGCUCCGUAUACUGCAAAGAGCAGCGAUGA